CGCUGACGAAGCCAUUUUCGCACCCGCAUGUACUAGAACGUACGUACGAGCAUUCUCUUUUGACAUCGGCGACGAAUGAGCCCCAUGGGCCGUCUCGUCGUAUGGACGGCUGAGCUGGUUUCGGUGGCGCGGCUUUUUUUGUGAUCUGCUCUUUUAUCCGAUACGGCUAAUCUUCCGAUAGAUUGCGGUUGGGGCUCGUCAAGCUGAGCAAGGGCGACGAGUGCAGAUAGGGCUUCUUUCAGCUUCGGGGACCUCACAUCCAGUGCGAACACGCUGCGCUUCUUCACAGGCGUCCACUCGAGGUGCCUACCAAGGAACGCCGUGUCUGCGUUUGUGCUUGCUGAUAUCAAUCGGCUCUCCUGAUACCGCUUUCACCGAGCUUCUGCUGCUGACGAAGGGGCGGCGCGGGCGACAAGCCCACGGGGGCCAGACACAGUUGCCUUCAAGCACCCUCUAAAUCACUGGUGGCCAAGCAGAACAACUUACAGUGGAGCCAGCCGCAGCCGUCAUACAUCGCCUCGGUGGACAGACAACUUAUAAGGCAGUCACACAGGGCACUGCGUCACAUUGGCAGCUGCGGCAGCAUCGAGGCAACACCUAAAUUAGCACCUGCUUUUUCGCAGUGCGUGCACCUCCAGCCAUGAAGCCAUCCCUGAUGAUGGCACUUCUCCUUGGUGCCUGCUCCUUUCUGCCCAACUGUCAAAACGCACCCACGUUCCUUCGCUGGGUCGCUCUCAGAAAAUUGCUCGGCGGCGAGUUGCUGAAAGCAGGGCAGCUCGCACAGCACUUUGAGCAGGAUGCAGCCUCACCGACUACCAGCAGUGGCUUUUCCUAUUGCAGCAUCUGCAAGCUGUCCACUUCCGCCAUCCGAGGGUACUUACACAAAGGCUGGCCGGAGUCUGCAAUCACCACCAUACUUCGACAAGGCUGCGGAACCCUGGGCAUCGAAACGCCUCGUGUAUGUGCAGGACUCGUAAAGCUAUUCAAGGACGAGUUCUUCUACGUACUUGGACACACAACAAUGAGUCCUGCCGAGAUUUGCGGCAUCUUAUUCCCAGAUGAGUGUCCACCCAGCAGUGUACUCAACUGGACAGUGCCGUUGCCAGUGAGGACCAAGCCACCCGUGACGCCCGUCCCGCUGCCAAAGGAAGGGUCACCAACUCUGCGCGUUCUGCACAUCAGUGACACGCAUGUGGACCCCGCUUACAGCGAAGGUAGCGAAGCGGUAUGCAACGAACCGCUGUGCUGCCACGCUGGAGACGUGCCGGCGGCAGAACAGCAGCGAAGGAUUGCAGGCCGCUGGGGAGCCUUCAGGACCUGCGAUAUACCUCCAAAGACGUUCGAGCACAUGCUCAAGACGAUCAGGGAGACUCAAAAGAUUGACUAUGUAAUCUGGACGGGUGACAUGGUGGCCCAUCACAUAUGGAACACGUCACGAUUGGCCAACUUGGGCAUCAUGGAGUACACCAUGAAGACUAUCGAGAAGUACCUUCCAGGUAUUCCAGUCUACCCAGCGCUGGGAAAUCACGAAGGAGAGCCUGUGGACAGCUUCCCCAUACCAGCAGUGAGAGGCAACCGGUCUGUAGAGUGGCUCUAUACGGCUCUGGCUUCGCAGUGGUCCCAAUGGCUGCCUUCAUCAGCCACCUUGACUAUGAAAAGAGGUGCCUUCUACGCCAUUACGCCAUUUCUUGGACUGAAGAUAAUUUCUCUCAAUAUGAACUACUGCAACAAUCUGAACUGGUGGCUUCUUCUGGAUCCGCGAGACCCCGCAGAGCAGCUGGCUUUUCUCGUCAACGAGCUUCAAGAGUCCGAGACGAAAGGCCAAAAAGUCCACAUUAUUGGCCACAUUCCCCCGGGACAGGGAGACUGUCUGACGGUUUGGAGUGACAACUACAACCGUAUUAUCGAGCGGUUCGAGUCAACGGUACGUGGCCAGUUUUUCGGGCACACGCACACCGAUGAGCUCGAGGUCUUCUACGAGUCCAUUGGUGAGCAGCAUUCAGCAAUGAGGCCGUAUGCGGUGGCCUACGUGGCACCUAGUACUACUACGUUCAACUCCGGAAACCCGGCCUUCCGUGUGUAUGUCGUCGAUGGAAACUACAAUAACAGCACCUGGGCUGUGCUGGACCAUGAGACGUACGUGAUGAACUUGACCGAGGCGAACGCGGACCCGACGCGGGAACCUCGCUGGCAUCUGGAGUACGCGGCCAAGGUUCAGUAUGGCAUGCAAUCCCUGGAAGCAGCUGAAUGGGACAACUUGCUGAAUAGAAUGGAAGCCGACGAUGAGUUAUUUCAAAGCUUCUAUAGGUUCUACACAAAAGAGGACCCCACCGCAAGGCCCUGCACCGCCACCUGCCGGAAAGUCUUUCUUUGCAAGCAGCGCACAUCAAAGUCGGCUGACUUGAACAAAUGUCGAUAACACCUUUCUGUGUGUCUGAUAAAUAUUUGCACAACGACAAGCUUACUCAGCUUUUUGCCUUAUACCGUUUUACUAGCUAAGCCAUGUUUGCAUUUGGCGACAACCACCAUAAAUAUUGCAUGAAAUUUGUUCAAUUAUAUGAAAGAAUAAUUAGCGCUUACUUGCAGUUAGACCAGUAGCAUCACUUUUAUCUUUGCAACUUGUGUUUCAUGGUAUUUCAUGAGGCUAUAAGGAGAAAAAAGGCCUACAGUAUAACUAACUGAGGUGGUCAGUUAUAGCACCAACUGUGUUUCCUAUCACCAAUCAAGUUUUCACGUAUUCUGUUACGACGUUCACUGUAAUAAGUGAGACCCAGCGACAUUACUCCUUUGUGUACAGACGCACUCAGUCACCUACAGCUUCAAUACUGCUGCAAUGAAGAGAACAAAUAAAACUUGUGAAAAAUGCCAAAA
This is a messenger RNA of Rhipicephalus microplus (southern cattle tick), 2871 nucleotides long. Its product is annotated as sphingomyelin phosphodiesterase. Lineage: Eukaryota; Metazoa; Arthropoda; Arachnida; Ixodida; Ixodidae. Gene Ontology annotation, biological process: ceramide biosynthetic process; sphingomyelin catabolic process. Gene Ontology annotation, molecular function: acid sphingomyelin phosphodiesterase activity. The record is from RefSeq and is a predicted model, not a curated record. Gene Ontology annotation, cellular component: lysosome.